AUGGCGACGAUACCCCUCGACAGAUCGAAACCGGAGAAUAACAUCGACCGACCGCCGCGCCGCGAAAGCUUCGAGAUAGCCAUCAUUUGUGCCUUGCCUCUCGAGUCCACUGCGGUUUCAUACGUUGUCGAUGAGUACUUCGAUGACCUCGACAACGGCGCACACCCGCACCAGAGAAUCGAUGGCGACCCGAACCAUUACACCACAGGGCGGAUUGAUAGACACAACGUGGUCAUUGUUCUGCUCCCGGGCAUGGGCAAAGCAUAUGCCGCCAGUGCUGCCGCCUACUUGAGAUCGAGUUACUGCAAUAUACGGCUGGCCCUCGUCGUGGGGAUCUGCGGCGGCGUACCCGGGCCGAACAAGGAUGGUGACGAGGUUCUACUCGGUGAUGUGGUCAUGUCCAAUUCCUUGGUCCAGCAUGAUCUUGGAAGACAGUACCCAGGCGGUGUCUUCCUACGCAAGAGCAACCUACAAGAUAAUCUCGGAAGACCGAACAAGAACAUUCGCUCCCUGCUGCGGAGUUUCGAGACUCAUCGCAGCCGAGACAAGCUCGAACGCCGCACUGCGCACCAUCUCCGAGAACUACAAGCAACCUACCAGAAGAAAUCGAAACGAAACCGAGGGAAAUACAUAUAUCCCGGCGCUGCUGCGGAUGAGCUCUUCAAGCCCACCUACCGUCAUAGGCACAGGUUCUCAACAUGCUGCACCGCAGAGCUUACGUGUAGCAAAGCUCUGGACCAGCCGUGUGACGAGAUUGGCUGUGAAGACAACCACUUGGUGGAUAGAGAAGGCAUUAAAGAUAAGCAAACCCUUGAAGAGGAGGAUCCAUCCAAGGCCCAAGAACCAACCAUCCACAUCGGCGCCGUAGCCUCGGGCGACACAGUAAUGAAAUCUGGCGAAGAUCGCGAUCGGAUCGCCAAAGAUGAUGACAUCCUGGCUUUCGAGAUGGAGGGCGCCGGUGUGUGGGAUGAUAUGCCAUGUAUUGUCAUCAAAGGUGUCUGCGACUACGCGGACAGCCACAAGCGCAAGCGGUGGCAGGAUUUUGCUGCAGCCACCGCUGCUUCUGCUACCAAGGCGCUUCUAGAGACGUUAGGAACAGUAGACAGUGAAGCCAGUCUAGUUUCUCGCCAACCCGAGCCCGCCCUCUUUGAAUUAUUCCGUCGACAAGCAUGCGCUCCACGCUUUUCCUCGAUCAACCAAUUGAAAUCCUUUCUAUACGACUUGCAAUGUCGACUUCCCACUGAUGUAAAGUUCCACUCGGUCGUAGUUAUUGAUGCCCGUGGCGGAUAUCUCCCGUUCCACAUAGAGACAGUCAACUGCAAGGAUGUAUGUUAA
Clonostachys solani is the source of this 1335-nucleotide messenger RNA. NCBI's taxonomy places the organism in Eukaryota, Fungi, Ascomycota, Sordariomycetes, Hypocreales, Bionectriaceae. The record is from the annotation of a GenBank genome assembly.